Wasmannia auropunctata (little fire ant) is the source of this 5029-nucleotide messenger RNA. It is a transcript of the gene tws, whose product is annotated as protein phosphatase PP2A 55 kDa regulatory subunit. Gene Ontology annotation, biological process: peptidyl-serine dephosphorylation. The record is from RefSeq and is a predicted model, not a curated record. Lineage: Eukaryota; Metazoa; Arthropoda; Insecta; Hymenoptera; Formicidae. Gene Ontology annotation, cellular component: protein phosphatase type 2A complex; cytosol. Gene Ontology annotation, molecular function: protein phosphatase regulator activity; protein binding. The transcript is spliced from 10 exons. Bases 685 to 2094 code for a protein of 469 amino acids.
CGGUUCGACGUGCUUGACUUCGGUGCAAGUACUCAGUAGUAAACACCAAUCGGUGUAGGGCAGAACGGUGUUGGAUGAUCUUGUUGCGUUAUCACGGCAUUCGGCGGCCCGGCGUGCCGCGCAUGGAAAGGAGCGUUAUCGCGCGGGUGCGCGUGCUGCACAGUUGACAGUGCUGCACGCAUCGUUUUCUAAAGAGACACCUGCGAUCACAUUGUGGGCGCGCGGCCAAGAGACCAGAGGGGACUACCCUCCGUGCCGACCGUGUGCCACGGGUGACGGAGUCGCGCAAAGUCAUCGACACCGAGUUCAUCAGACAUAGCCUUGAACACGUCGCGUAGCCGUGCGUAAUUCUGAGGGAGGAGAACGUCUACCUUCGCGUCUACGUUUGUACGACGACGAUAUAGUCAUUCGUGGCCUUCGUCAGAAGGAUCCGUUAUCCUUACGGUGACGACAAGCCGACGAAAGUGGAAGCUAAAGCUGAUCGCGGCAGCGGGAGGAUAACAGCUGGCAGGAAGCUGAGGUUAGCAGCGAGGUGUCAUCACGCGUCACGCCGGGGUGGUGGGUCUAUGGGGGGUUCCGCCCCAGCGGUCCCCCGGCUCGAGUCCAACCGGCAACUGCCGGAACGGUGGUGCCAUCCUGGCACGGGCCAAGACCGCCCCGCUUCCGGUACCACCGUCCAAACGGAUGAAGAGUCCUUCCAACAUCAUGAGGCAGUCCAGCCUCACGAAACUUGGUUCUAUGAUCAACACCGCCGUCAACAAACGUGCCGGCAAUGGUGACAUACAAUGGUGUUUCUCACAAGUAAAGGGGACCUUAGAAGAUGAUGUUACGGAAGCUGAUAUAAUCUCAUGUGUUGAAUUUAAUCAUGAUGGUGAUCUCCUUGCGACAGGAGACAAGGGUGGACGCGUUGUUAUUUUUCAGAGGGACCCCAUUAGUAAAAACAGUAUACCACGAAGAGGCGAAUACAAUGUGUAUAGCACUUUCCAGAGCCACGAGCCUGAGUUUGAUUAUCUAAAAUCGCUAGAAAUAGAAGAAAAAAUUAAUAAAAUUAGGUGGUUAAAAAGAAAAAAUCCUGCUCACUUUUUGCUCUCCACGAAUGAUAAAACAAUCAAGUUGUGGAAGGUUAGUGAGAGAGAUAAAAGAGUAGAGGGAUAUAAUACGAAAGAGGAAAAUGGCACGAUACGUGAUCCUGCCUGCAUCACUGCCUUGAGGGUGCCAACCAUAAAACCAAUGGAGUUGAUGGUAGAGGCAUCACCAAGGAGAAUAUUUGCCAAUGCGCACACCUAUCACAUAAACAGUAUAAGUGUCAACAGUGAUCAAGAGACAUACCUCAGUGCUGAUGAUCUUAGAAUAAAUCUUUGGCACCUUGAGAUAACUGACCAGAGUUUUAAUAUAGUAGACAUUAAGCCAACUAAUAUGGAAGAAUUAACGGAAGUCAUAACUGCAGCGGAAUUUCAUCCUGCAGAAUGCAACGUGUUAGUGUACAGCAGUAGCAAAGGUACCAUUAGACUUUGCGAUAUGAGGUCUGCUGCUCUCUGCGAUCAGCACAGCAAGCUCUUCGAGGAACCUGAAGAUCCAACUAAUAGGAGUUUUUUCUCAGAAAUUAUUUCAAGCAUAAGCGAUGUAAAGCUCAGUAAUUCUGGAAGAUACAUGAUUAGUAGGGACUACCUCAGCGUGAAAGUGUGGGACUUGCAAAUGGAAACAAAACCAAUUGAGUGUUAUCCCGUACAUGAAUACUUAAGAUCAAAAUUAUGUUCAUUGUAUGAAAAUGACUGCAUCUUCGACAAAUUUGAAUGUUGUUGGAGUGGUAAUGACUCUGCGAUUAUGACGGGCUCGUACAACAAUUUCUUCAGAGUAUUUGAUCGUACGACUAAACGUGAUCUUACUUUAGAGGCAGCACGCGAUAUUGCCAAACCAAAAACGCUCCUGAAGCCAAGAAAGGUAUGCACCGGUGGUAAACGCAAGAAGGAUGAGAUUAGCGUCGAUUGUUUGGACUUUAAUAAGAAAAUACUUCAUACUGCAUGGCAUCCAUCUGAAAAUGUGGUGGCUGUCGCUGCAACGAACAAUCUCUUCCUAUUCCAAGACAAACUCUAGCAUAUCUGUAUGCAAAUUAUACAACGGUAUAUAUUGACGUGAGCUAGGCACGUGAACUGAAAACUCCCAGUGGAACCGAGUAACGGGUAUCCGAGUAAUAGUGACGAUAGUCAACUACUAGUCUGUCAGUGGUUGACUGACCGAGAAGUGGUGUACGUAGCGCCGUCCAUGCAGCUCACAUUCAUACAUGUUAUAUACAGAGACAUACCAGAAUUGUGCACAACCUCUCAUACUUUGUCGCGUGCAUAUGUGUACGAAAAGAGAGAUGUGCAACAUACGCGAAACAUACGCAUAAUUUUCUCCAGGCUAUCAAUAAAUUCGCUAGCUCAAAUAUAUCCGCAGAUGAAAAGAGACGUACGCAUUCGGCAGAAUAUGUGAUUCAAUCAAUUCGCAGACUCGUGUUGGCAGUUGAUAUAUAACUUAUGAAAUACUAAUGGUUAGUAAUUUUUUGCUUGUAUUAUAAAAAUUGUGCCAUCGCACAGUGUGUAGUCUAUAUGUAACUUCGCUACUUCGACUACCAGGGUGUUUGGUCAUCACAUUGAUGAAACGGGCGAGAAAAAACGGUGUGAAUAGAGUGGAGAUUACAAGCCGCUCUCGCUGCGAUUAUGUACAAUUCAUAUGUGAAUAUGUGGUACAAACUUUAAGUUUUCCUUAAUUAAUAUGCUUAACUAGCGAAAAAAAAAAACGAAAAAAAAGCGAAAGGGGUCAGUCGUGCCAAUGAGAUUUAUUCAUAACUAUUGUAAUGAUAUAAUUUUACUUAUUGCUAUGCGGCACUUGCGAAUUACAAAUGAGAAGAAAAAAAAAAUAUGCGAUAGUCGCCAAAGCUAAUUUUUCUUCUACAAUUACUUUGCAAUUAAUAUAGUCGAUCCGAGUAUUACUGACCUCGACGUAAGAAUACAGAGUAAGUAAAUAAGAUUUACGAAUAGUGCUUGUAGAAUCGCGAAUCAUUAUGAAAGAGUUACCAUUAUGAAUGAGUUUGACUUUCGGCAAAAGUGUAACUUGUGUCUAUACAUUAUUUGUCUACCAUUUACAAUGCGGUACCACACUUGUUAAACGCGCGUGCGCGUAGGCCUAUUUUCUCGUUAGUUUAUUCUUUAUUCUUGUCAACUAAUUGUUUGUCUCAGUCGCCAAUACGAGUCGAAAUAAUGAAUAGAAAGUAUAAUAUAAGCCGGUACCUUUCCUUAUAUAUAUAUAUAAAAAUGGAAAAACCAAAUGUUGCUGCAUUAAAUACAUCAAGCAAUAAGUGGCGCCGAUUUAAGACAAUGUAUAAUAAAAUAUCAAUUGUCAUUUUCUAAAAAAAAAAAACCAAAAAAACGUAUACCCCGAUCGGGAGAUAAACGGAAAUCGCAUAGAUGAUAUGAAAUACAGAUUUUCUAAUCUUUCUUAAUAACUUAUCGACACUCUUAUACUCCUACAGAUAUAAGCAGCAAUUUCGUACAUGGAUAAAAUAAACCUAAAAGUGCAUUUGUGACGAUGGUAAGCUGGGCUUGCAGAGUUUAUAUAAAUAAAAUAUUUGCUGAAUAAUGUACACCAGCAUAAUGUAACUUUGAUAAAUAUCCAAAACAUAAAACAGAAUAUUCAUGUUGAAAACUCACACACGCGUUUUCUACAAUCUUUUAAUUUCUUUGUAAAUACAAAUCGAUUGAUUACGCUGCGACAACUAUCCAUUAUAUUCUAAAAUUAUUAAGCAUCGAUAGACAUGUAUUGUAUGCGAAAAUAUCGAUAUAUAUAUAUAUAUAUAUACAUUGACGCUACAAAAUAUAUAAUAUGGUAUUGAUGCCGAAAAUAACAUAUAUAUACUUAUAUUGGCGAUUCAGUAAUCUAUUCUAUUAUAUGACUCAUUCAGACGACAAAAAUAAUAGCGUAAUAGAAAUAAUGAAAAAUAAAUCGAUGCAUACAUACAAACCAUAUUUUAAGUAUAUACUAAUUUUCAAUAUUGAAUCGUCUAAAAACAAUACGAUCCAUAUACGAUUAGAGAGUUUCAGAGAUAACUUUGCCUUCUUAAAUUAUGUUAAUUAUGUAUACUUAAUAAUCUAUAUUCAAAUUUCAUUUAUUUGUACAUGUAUAUUUUUUACGGGAGUUGAAUAGUAGAAUCAUUUACAAUAUUUCUAAAGAAAGUUUUGUAGAAGGAAGAAGAGAACUCGCAAUUUUUACGAGGUGAAUAUCAUAUUAUGUACGACCGAAGAUGAAGAUGUUUCUUUACAUUGCGUGUGAGUUUUAAAUAUGAAUUGUAAUAUACGUGUGUACACACACACACGCACACACACACACACACACAAUAAAUUUAUUUCUACAAUAAAAACUAUUAGCGUAAAAAACUUGCUUCGUGAUAAGAAUAAAGUUGCAGAUUUACAGACAAGAUUUGAAAUACAAUGAAAAAAAUAUGCAUAUGGAAUGUAAUUUUUUAUGGUGAAAAUAAUGCGCGAAUGUUUCUUCAUAUUGGACGAAUUGCUUGGACGAUCAUCGGUUUACAGAAAUACACGAAAAAAGUUUAAGAUUAAUAAGUUUGAUGUACAAAUCAUUUUGAAAUAUUGGAAAAGUAUUUUUUAGGAUCUCUUAAUUGUCGAUGUGUGAGUCGAUGGGUGCAGGAAGAAUCGAGGUGAAAGCGAAUAGUUUUAUAAAAAAGAUAAGGAGGCGAUGAUGACCGGAUUAUAUCUAAAGUUGAUUUGAUUACAUUUGUGAUUAAGAUCGUGAUUUAAAUUAAUUUUUUAAGUAAUAUUGACAAUUUAUUUGAGAGCCUACAUAAUUGAUAAUUAAAAUGUUUAAGUGAAAAAUAGUUUUAAUUGUAUAUUUCGAAUCGAUUCAUUAUUCAUUAUUCAUUUGAGCGAUUUUUUUGUUCAGAUAUCAUUUAAGUUACGACCACAAAGACUUUUUGGAUAUCUUGUGCGCUGUUUUUCCAGGGCCAAUAAAUUGCGUAUUACUACGUUUCUUGUAA